Messenger RNA from Pyrus x bretschneideri (Chinese white pear), 2637 nucleotides. RefSeq names its product TMV resistance protein N. The record is from RefSeq and is a predicted model, not a curated record. Lineage: Eukaryota; Viridiplantae; Streptophyta; Magnoliopsida; Rosales; Rosaceae. Gene Ontology annotation, biological process: signal transduction; regulation of DNA-templated transcription. Gene Ontology annotation, molecular function: DNA binding; DNA-binding transcription factor activity. Bases 168 to 1208 code for a protein of 346 amino acids. The transcript has 4 exons.
UUUAAUCCGUCGAUCCAGUUUGACCCGCAAGUAUAGAUGCUUGCUCCUCUCUGUCGGUCUCUCCGUCUCCUCCCUCCCUCUUUCUUUCUCCUUUUCUUCCUCCCUCCCACAAAUUCUCUUCUCUAUGCACCUUAAAGCUCACGUCUUUGCUCCAAUUAACAAAAACCAUGGAUCCGACGUCGAAGUCCCCACCACCCGAAUCCCGCUCCGGAGACCGGAACCCGGCUUCGAAUGAGAUCCGAUUCAGAGGUGUCCGGAAGAGGCCUUGGGGAGGCUACGCCGCCGAGAUCAGAGAUCCUGGGAAAAAAAGCCGCGUCUGGCUCGGGACCUUUGACAGCGCUGAAGAGGCAGCGCGCGCGUACGAUAGCGCGGCGCGUGAGCUCCGCGGAGCCAAGGCGAAGACCAACUUUCCCGCCUCCGCUGAGAACCUGCUCGAGAGGCCGAGUGGUAGCAAAAGGAUCGUACAGGUGCAACAACAAUCAACGGAUACCAGUACCGUUACAUCCCUCGGACCUCCCCCGCCUUCCCUCUCCGCCACCUCCACCACCACCUCCUCCUCGUCCUCCUCCUCAUCCUCAAUAGAAGAUGAGAUUUACGACGUAUUCUUGAGCUUUAGCGGUGAAGACACACGCAAAACCUUCACGGACCACCUGUAUUGGACAUUGAAAGCCGCCAGAGUCGACGCCUUUAUCGAAGAGAAGGAAUCAACGAGAGGAGGGGAAGAAAAAGUAUCAGAGAAAGUGAAGCAAGCAAUCCAAGGGUCCAAGAUGGCUGUGAUCAUCUUCUCAAGGAGGUAUGCUGAUUCCACCCGGUGUCUUGAGGAGUUGGUGGAGAUCAUGGAGUGCAAAAGAACACUACGGCUAAUGGUUUUGCCAAUAUUCUACGACGUUGAUCCUUCAGAUGUGAAGAACCAAUCUGGGAUUUUUGCAGAGGCAUUUGAGAAACACGAAGAUCAUAAGGAAGAAAAACUAGGGCGGUGGAGAAAGGCUGCUUCUGAAGCUGCAGACUUAGCCGGUGAGGUUUUUACAAAGACUGACGGGUAUGAAGGAGUGUUUAUCAGGAAAGUUAUUGACGAUAUCACCGGAAAACUGAAGAUGAAGAGCACAUCCCUAGGCGGAGCCACCGGGCAAUCUGUGCGAGAAAUCAGGCUGUUCGGCGUGCCCCUGGUGGUCGAUUCCGUGGGGAAGAGCGACAGUCGUAAUGGAUGAUGCCGCGCCAAGGAAAAGCACAGGAUAUUCCUGCUAGGAUUGCAGAAAGUUGGGAGAGGAUAUUGGAGAGAGGGAUCUUAAGGAACUUCGUGAAGACUCGCACACCGCAACCACAAUUGUGCCAGUGCUGCUGAUAUAGCUUCUUUGACAUCAAAUAAUGUCCAAUCGAUGAAGAGCAAGUACAUUAUCAAGAUAAUACAUCUCAGUAACAUCCGUUGCCACCUCCCCAGCAUCCGUGCCUUUGCAAUGCUACUGGAUUUUUUAUGAUGCCAAAUUUAACACAAUUUGACAGCUAGUUACGUACAGAGUUGUUCCUCAAUACACUUUCUACAUCUUCGUGAACCCGCAAUCUGCUUCCUCUUUCAGGAUUGCCGAAGGAUUCUGCACUCACGAUUUCCCUGUCCAUGUUUCAAAUCAUAUCAUGCAUCAUCAGAUUGCCUUCUCUAUCAACAUUUACAAGGCAUAGCUUAUUUGAAUGGUUGUCACUUCGAUGAAGAACAAGGACCGCGAUCAUUCAAUAUUUUGAGGAUGUAGUCCUUAUUUCCAAUUAAGAAACAACAUAUAUCAAGGAUUAUUAUCUUAAACUUUCCACAUACAUCCCAAUGAUGCUGUAUUUUUUAUGAACAGCUUCGUUUGAGAGUUCAAGAUAUCCUUCAUUUCGACAACGAUUUCCAAAGGGUGAAAAAUAUAAGGAGACUCCUACUAAACCUCUAGAGUGCCAUCGUUGACAGUGGAUGCACUUUAUGCUCAUACAGUAAGUUUGAAGUACAUGGCAUAUUAAGAAACGGAGAUUUCAGCAGCUCCUCAAACCCAAUUUGCUCUUUGGGUUUUAAUCAAUGUGUACCAUUUUGCUGCUGCCGGGGUCUCUCAAACAAAGUUUAAUGACUUCUUAUGCAUUUUUCAAUGGUUCUGUUGAUAUCCAUUAUCCAGCGAUCGAGAUGUCAAACAAACAAAGGAUCAGCUGUGUUUGCUGGAACAACUAUGUCAAAAACUAUCUGGCUUCAACUGAUUAGAUGUAGUCAAGGUUCCUUGCCUUAAAUCAGUUUAGUUUUCGCGUCUGUGCGCGCAGCUGAUCCUCGAUGCAGUUGUGAGGGUUGAGAAGAAGAUGGCAGAUUAUUCUGGCUGCAAUGCGGUGCAUUGACGUGAUUGAAUAUCUGAAACGAAGGCAGAUGGAUGCAUUGACAUGUUUGAACAACCAUAUUGGUUGUGUUUGGUAGCUGAAAAAUAAGUUGCUUUUUCUUAAAGCAGGGUCAUAAAAAGCAGAAAUUGAGAAGGUAGAAACAGCAUGUGGUAGGCAUUGUCUGGCAUUACGAAUUACACAGAUAAUCGCGAUAGUCUUGUAACUCAAGUGGUUAAGACUUUACUUCGACCAUUUCAAGUCCUGUCUUCGAUUCGUUACAACGAAAUGCAUCAUUGUUAUUAUAUUUUA